UCAGGUUGAAGUAUUAGCAGACAGGAUUGUAUGAACUGCAUCUUUAAAUCUAGAAUUAUAAUUGUGUAUUACUCAGGAAUAAUUGUAAUUUAUUGAGUGAACAGUUUCAGUAGUUUGAAAACAUAUGGAUAAUGAGUCUAACAUUGCCUACAUAACCCUAAGUGGGUAUGUAGAAAUGAACAAAUACAGGUAUUUGUAUUUUACUGUUUUGUUUAUUGUAUAUGUUUUAAUAAUCUGUAGUAAUUCUACUAUUGUGUAUAUUAUCUGGACAGACAAGGACCUCCAUGAGCCCAUGUACAUUUUUAUUGCUGCUUUGUUAUUUAACUGUGUUCUGUACAGCACUACAGUUUACCCAAAACUCCUGAUAGACUUCUUAUCUGAAAAACAGAUCAUAUCAUAUUCUGCCUGUCUCUUUCAGUUUUUUACAUUUUAUUCUGUAGGUGCUACAGAAUUCUUACUGUUGGCAGCCAUGGCUUUUGAUAGAUAUGUGUCCAUAUGUAAUCCUCUGAGAUACCAAGCUAUCAUGACUAAGGCCACUGUCACUUCCUUUCUGAUUCUUUCUUGGAUUAUACCUUUUAUUCACCUUGGAGCUGAGACCUUUUGGAGUGCUAAAGCUAAAUUAUGCAGCUUCAAUUUAAAAGGAAUAUUUUGUAAUAAUUCUAUUUUCCCACUUCAGUGUGUCAAAUCAAGACUAAUUACUAUAAUGGGGCUUGUUUCUUUAGUUUAUGUUGUAAUACUUCCAAUUCUUUUCACAAUUUUUACGUAUACCAAGAUAUUAAUAAUAUCAUUUGAAAAAGGGAAAGCUUUCAGGAGAAAGGCUGCUGAGACCUGCAUACCCCACUUGUUGGUUUUAAUCAUUUUUUCUUAUUUAGCUAUAUAUGGUAUAAUUAUAGCUCGUGUGGAGUCUGACCUUUCUGAAACUGUUCAGUUUGUAAUGACGCUGCAACUACUGGUUUACCACCCUUGGCUUAAUCCAUUCAUUUACGGUCUAAAAAUGAAAAAGAUUUAUAAACGAUUAAAAUUCUCCCAUCUAACCAUAGUGUAGAUUGAUGUUGGCACUUUUGUACAGUUUUAAGUAUAAGUGAGGGUUUACAAUGUACUAUCUAUAUUCCUUUAUCUUUUAAUGUUGUUCCUUUGUGUUACUGUGAUAGCUGCGCAUAACUGGGGCUGGGUAAAUAUUUUUCGAUACCACAACUUCAAAUAUACCUGGUAUAUGUAUAAUUUUUUAAGUAAUGAAAGUUUUUUUAAUUAAACCAAACAAAAACACAGCAAACUUUUAGUGCAAACUGUAAAGGCAUAGUAUUUCAAUAUUUGUAAAUAAGUAAAAAGGCAGUAUUUACAUUUUCAUGCUAAAUAAAACUUAACAGUACAAAGAUAAAGUGGGGACAUUUUUUCUUUGGUGUAAAAUACAGAAACGUCUACUCUUAACUAAAAUAAAAAAAACGUUUGGAUACCAAAUCAAUAAACAAAUAAAAACACUGCUUAAAAAAGAGGCAAAAAACUGAGUAAAAUAAAUAUGUACACUAUAUAAACAUGAGUCCUAGCAGUUUUUCUUCAGGAAAAAUUAGCGUGUCUCCAUUUUAUGGCAGCAGCCAGGCUCUUUCUCGACUGAUUGUUUCCUUGGAAUAAAAAAAAAAAAGUGAGCUCAACUGAUCUUGAGGAUGCUUGAACACAGUGGUACCUUUUGGCCAAACUAGAGCAGGGGUGUUCAAUCCUGGUAUCUUGCACAUUUUAAUUUUAACUUUUUCAACAGGCCUGAUUCCAAUUAGCAGGUGAUUCAUAGGCUUCAGUAGAGCCUAAUGAGCUGCUUCACAGAUGAUUCAACUACUGAAAUAAGCAGAGAAACCGCUAAAACAUGCUGGAUACCAGCCCCCCAAGGACCAGAAUUGAAUUGAGUACCCUAUAGCGUAUUGGUAAACUGGCCUUCAUAUUCCACUACCACUCAAUAGGGUUAAUGCUUGAUGAUGAAAGGAGAUUCCUGUACAGUUUCAGCUUUGCCUAAAGCUGAUCUAUUGCCUUAAUUUGCAGAAACUGCUUCUAAAAAAAAGCUCCUCAAGAGCUGAAAGCCUGAGUUGCUUUAGUUUGUAUUGUAACGGAAAUAAAGUGAGUAACUAUCUAAAGUUGUAUUUUAAUACACUGUUAGUAGUUCACUUUUUAUAAACAGAAGAAUAGGCUGUUUUUAUCAUCAGGGAGUUUAAUUAAACACUCUGUAUCAGGGACGAAAUUUUGAUAUCAGAAGUGGGGGGGACACAGCAGGCUUGUGCGGAUUUGGGGUGGGGGGUGUUAUGUAAAGACCCCUUGACACGUCACGUGCCCAUCUCAAUAAUUUUUCCAUCCUCUAUAUAUAUAUCAAAGUUAAAAAAUGUACAACUCUAUUAUUAUUUUUAUUUAUUAUCAUUAUUGAAGUGCAGUUUUGGCUGUUGACAAUGGAUAGGCCAUUGUAUUUAUUGUUUUGGGUCUUUUUUUAUUGUUUUUGGUGCAACAUUUUCUAACAGGGAGUGAGAUUCCUUUUUUAUUCAAUUUUUGUUUGUUAUUUUUAUUCAUUUAGAAGUUCUGGUUCUGGACAUUUCAAUGUUAAAUGAAGGUUUAUUUGUUGCAUUUUAAAGGGUGUACUUGCAUUAUUAUGAUAUAUUAACAUUAUAUUAGUGGUUAUUUUGGUCUAGAUAAUGUUGACAGUAUCGUUUAUCAUCAACAAUUUGUUGGACAAAAUAUCGUCCAGCAAAAUUUGUUACAUUCCCAGGCCUAGUCAAAAGUAUAAAAAUUAUUUAUACAUAAACGGUCCCUCCUGAGAUCUGGCCGUUUGUUCAUUUGCUGUGUUAGAGGACAUGCUGAACUAAUGUUUUACACAUGAUCAUCACCCUAACAUUUGAGUGUAUAAAAACAUAUUAAAUAUGUUUUUUCCCUUAAAAGUGUUUAAACAGUUGUUGCAUUUCAACACACAAAAAAUAAAUGGAAAAAAUAAGAUAAAUCUAAUGAAAAGUGUACAUCUUUGACAUUAAGCUUAAAAAAAUCUGUUGACGAUGAUGAUACUGUUCAUUUUUCAGAGCUUUUUAAUGUGAAAAUAUACAUUGCAAUAGAUAAGUUUACAAUAAAGUUAAAUGAUAAAAGUUUUGAAGUUACACUUCUACUACUACUAGUAAUAAUAAUUAUGAUGAUAAUAGUAAUAAUAAAAAAAUAAUUAUUAUAAUAAUACGAACAAAUUGUGUCUGAGGAGUCAGUUAUGUGGAGGAGAUGAGUUUGUAAAAGUUAGUUUUGAGUAUGUGUGUGAAGGAGGAGGUGAGUCUGAGCUUAAUGCAGGGGUGUCACAUGUCCAACUUACGUUUUGACUUUGAAAGACGUCUCUUAUAUCCACUUUUCGUUUUCUUGACAUGCUGCCUCCUGGCUGUGCCUAACUACCAAAGACUCACAAAUGAACACUUAUUCAAAUGUUAUGUAAUGGAAGCUGAGCUGAGCUCUGAUAUUACACAGCGUCUAGUUGACGAUGUGACUCAGUACCGGUGUUCCCUAGCGGCUCCAAACUAGCAAAACAACGUGAGCACUUUCUGACUGUUUCCAACUUGAGUGACAGCAGCAACAGCCAAUAAUACGUUAGCAAGUAUCAGCAGAGCCAAUAGAUUAGCUUUUGGGCGGGUCUAAUAGUAAACCGGUUUCCGUUUCGGUCCUAGUGCUCAACCAAAUCCAUUUAAUGGAGCGUAACAUUGUUUUUGGACGGAAAAAAGUGCAGGGGACCAAAACUGCCUUUUGAAAAAGUGGGGGGGACAUGUCCCACCCGUCCCCCCCAAAAAUUACGUCCCAGCUCUGUAUUGACUUUGAGACAAGAAAAGAGAGAGAUAUGGGAUCGUUUGAAAAUCUUUAAUUUCUGAAUUAUAAAUUCUAAACAAUCUACCAGGACUACUCUGUGAUGGAUGAGAAUGGAUUCGGAUGUUGUGUUGGUGUGUGUGUGUGUCUGGUUCAGAUUCUCUAGGAUGACGUAAUCGAAUCUGGUCGUCUUUGUUAUGACUAGAUAUUACGAGGCUUAUAAAGUGAUGACAUGAGCCGCUAUUUUGCCGUGUACGUACCCAGUGGGGUCUCCCAGGUAGAUCAGGAAAUGCCAGGUCUGGAAACCUCGGAUGUACGGUGGAGCUGUCGGUGCAGCGAUCACAACGUUUCAAAGCCCGUCUGGAGGGUCGACCCGGUACCGUUCAGCGGCGUCAGCAGGUGCUCUUAUUUUGAAAGGACGUCGUCUGGUUGUUAAACGACGAAAAUCUCCCGUUUCACAGUUCUUAGUUUAAAGAAAUCACAUCCGGCCAGGCUGCGCUUGUCUUUAGGAUGAUGGUGAAUAGAACUGAAGUCAAAAUGGAACUAACUUAAAAUGGCGUUG
Molecule: messenger RNA, 4360 nt
Organism: Nothobranchius furzeri (turquoise killifish)
Lineage: Eukaryota; Metazoa; Chordata; Actinopteri; Cyprinodontiformes; Nothobranchiidae
Source: RefSeq, a predicted model, not a curated record